UUCCGCUAAUGACGUGGUCAACAUCCUGUGUAGUUUGGAAAAGGGGAGUUUUUUUGCUAGAAAUAUCUCUGGUUAUAGUUAAUACCACCAUCGCUUAACUAAACAAGCUAGUGAAACUAUAUUCAAAAAUAAAUGUGUAUUUAUUUUAAACUUGUUAAAAUUGUACUGAAAGCUAACGUUAAUUAGUUAACGUUAAGCUAGCCUACUCGUACUAUAGCCGGUAAUUUCUGGUGGAUCAAGUUUGUGUCGAGGAGAGAACAGGGCUGCCUGCGUUAGAAGACAGAGGUUAUUCACACCACCACCAUGAAGCUUUUCAGUCUGAGUGUGCUGUAUAAAGGGACCACCAAGUCUAACCUACUGAAAGCUGCCUUCGACCUGUCAUCCUUCAGCUUCUUCCAGAAGUCCAGUGUUCAGGAGUUCAUGACAUUCACCAGUGACCUCAUAGUUCAACGCUCGUCUAUAGGGAGCCGAGCCUCUGUCAAAGAACAAGAAUACCUGUGUCACGUGUAUGUAAGGAACGACUCCCUGGGUGCGGUGGUGAUUGCUGACGGAGAGUAUCCCUCUAGAGUGUGCUUCACCCUCCUGGAUAAGGUGCUGGAGGAAUUUUCCAGACAGGUGAGCAGUAUAGACUGGCCCUCUGGUUCUCCUGACACUGUCCACUAUACUGCCCUGGACAGCUACCUCGCCAAGUACCAGAAUCCUCGGGAGGCGGACGCAAUGAGUAAAGUACAAGCUGAGCUGGACGAAACCAAAAUAAUUCUGCACAACACUAUGGAAAGUCUGUUGGAGAGAGGAGAGAAGCUGGAUGAUCUAGUCCAGAAGUCCGAACACCUGGGGAACCAGUCUAAAGCCUUCUACAAGACGGCGCGGAAGCAGAACUCUUGCUGUGAGGUCAUGUGAUGUUGCUGAACCCCUCUUGAUCUCCUCACCCCCCGGAUGUGCCAUGACUAUCAGCCUACAUAUUAUACUUCUUACUCUGCGUGUGUGUGAGCAUACUGGCGAAAUGGUUGUGUGGUGAAGUGUAUCAGGUGAUAGUUGUUGGAGCCUUUUUGCAGUUGAUUAGGCCUAAGUGUUGUUUUCUGAAUAUGUUGAGUGAAUUCUAUACAUUCCUAGUUGUGAAAAAGUACAUGACUUGUUUGUGUGUGUGAGAAGUGAACAUUGUGUGUGUGCGCAUGUGUGUGUACAGUCAAGCAGGGGUUAUUAAACCUUUUCAGCCUGUGAACCAAA
Molecule: messenger RNA, 1227 nt
Organism: Oncorhynchus gorbuscha (pink salmon)
Lineage: Eukaryota; Metazoa; Chordata; Actinopteri; Salmoniformes; Salmonidae
Product: synaptobrevin homolog YKT6-like
Exons: 8
Coding region: 304-900 (198 amino acids)
Biological process (GO): endoplasmic reticulum to Golgi vesicle-mediated transport
Cellular component (GO): Golgi apparatus
Molecular function (GO): SNAP receptor activity
Source: RefSeq, a predicted model, not a curated record